AUGAAAGAAUAUUUUUGGGCUGGAAUGAAGACCACACAAAGAGUGGAAAGCAUAGAUAGCUUCUUCGAUGGGUUUGUGAAUUAUCAAACAAAGCUUUUUGAAUUUCCACUAAAAUAUUCAAUAGCUCUAAAAAAACGUGCACGUGACGAAGCUGAUGCUGAUGCAAAUUGCUCUAAAUAUGUGCGGAGAUUGAUUAGUGGAUUCGAGGUUGAGAAACUUUUUCAAAAAGUGUACACCGACACUAAGUUCCAAGAAGUGCAAACAGAAUGUGCUCGGAUGAUGUACUAUUUUUGUCGGGAGGAAAAGUUCAUUAGUGAGACAGUUGUUCAGUAUAUUUUAGAGGAUCGUGUGUGGAUUGUUCCAAAAGGGAUGAGCGAGGAGAAGCUUACAGAUCCCAGGCGAUUUUUAUCCACAACUUUCAACAAUGUCACGAAGGAAGUGGUGUGUGAUUGUAAGAAGUUUGUGACUGAUGGUAUUAUGUGCAAACACAUGUUUAGAAUACUCGAUCAAAAUCACGUUUUUGAAAUUCCGGAAACAUACAUUGUCUAUAGAUGGCGUAAGGACAUAUCAAGGAAACACACCCGUGUCAAGGUAGAAUAUCAUGAUCCUUCGGAGAGUGUCGAGGUUAAGAGGUAUAACCGUCUUAUGACCGCAUUUGAAGGGCUAUGCGACGAGGCAGUAAUGGUGAACGAAGAAACCGUAGAAUUAGUCCUACAAGGUAUUAAUCAAAUGAGGGUGCAAGUUGAAGGGCUCAAGCAGAAGAAGCUAAGGAUAGGGGGACUCAUCAACCUUCGUCUGGCUUUCGCAACAUCAGGAAAGUCGAAACUUCCGGUGUUGCGCAAUCCAAACGUCAUGCAAAACGAAUCAAAUGACCACCGCAUAUUGAAGGGGAAUGAGUUACUCAGUCGUAACACUUUGAACUGGUGUGAUGGAGAGUCACAAUCUUUCUAA
Chenopodium quinoa (quinoa) is the source of this 951-nucleotide messenger RNA. RefSeq names its product protein FAR-RED ELONGATED HYPOCOTYL 3-like. The record is from RefSeq and is a predicted model, not a curated record. Gene Ontology annotation, biological process: regulation of DNA-templated transcription. The transcript is spliced from 3 exons. NCBI's taxonomy places the organism in Eukaryota, Viridiplantae, Streptophyta, Magnoliopsida, Caryophyllales, Amaranthaceae. Bases 1 to 951 code for a protein of 316 amino acids. Gene Ontology annotation, molecular function: zinc ion binding.